This is a messenger RNA of Phragmites australis (common reed), 741 nucleotides long. RefSeq lists its product as uncharacterized. The record is from RefSeq and is a predicted model, not a curated record. The transcript has 4 exons. The coding region runs from base 94 to 741 and encodes 215 amino acids. NCBI's taxonomy places the organism in Eukaryota, Viridiplantae, Streptophyta, Magnoliopsida, Poales, Poaceae.
UGGAGUCAGCAGCAAGACCAUGGUAACUACUCCAGGGUGAUAAGUGACCUGGACAUCCUUAGCGCUGAUCUAGUGGAUUGGGAUCCAUGGCGUAUGGCACGAGUAAAAGAAAUUGCAGAUGGUGGACUCCUGGCAUCCUCUUGUAGCCGUGACGCAGACUUAUGGUUGACCACAUGCUUCUUGUUGUACAUGAACUGCGUGGAAGUAUAUUCUCCAGAACGUGUACAGAGGCAGUUCGGGUACCGACAGGUGGUGCCUGUUCCAGCACCACGAGACGCCGGACGGGCGCACGAGUGGAGCUCAAAGGGGGGCGGAGGCACGCAGGACUGGGCAUCCAAGAAUGCCGAGUACAUACGGAGGUGGACAGAAUCAGCUGCGGUGGAUGUCAUCAUUACUGCUGGACAAUACGACGAGGCCACGUACUGGGACUACCUUGCUUGGUACCGUCCGCGCACGCGUGCCACCUUACUCAGCGGACCUGUACAGCCGGGCCCCAGACCCUUCCCCGAGGAUCGUGCCCGCCUACUUCAUGUUGUGACUGAAGAGGCGUAUGAGAUGCAUACGCAAGCGGAUCAACCUUUUGGGGAACCAAGCAGGUCAUCAUCGCAGAGGGAUCGUAACCCUCUUCGGGAGUGGGUGUGCCCCGCAAUGGAGGGGGUACGACCAACAUGCCAUGGACCCGUAUCGUGCCUCCCACAGCAGGCGGUCCUCCCACAGCAGGCGGUCAUCCAGUGCUCGUGA